This is a messenger RNA of Somion occarium, 1619 nucleotides long. The record is from the annotation of a GenBank genome assembly. Lineage: Eukaryota; Fungi; Basidiomycota; Agaricomycetes; Polyporales; Cerrenaceae.
AAACGUUGCAUGCCUCGCUUGAGAUGGGCGCUUCAGCUUGCUGACACCAUAAUGAAUUUUCUCAUCCAAUUGCACCUUUAUAAAGUCGCCAUCGUCGUCCUGUAGAGUGAGUUCUGCUCUUGUCGGAUAAUGUCUCGCUUUGCCUACUGACUAUAUCGUCCUUGUCCUUUUUCUAAGCCAGCGGGAAGGGCAUAUUUAAGGAGUGUAUCUUCUUUCGUACCACUCAAUCAUGCAUUCCUUCCUUUCGCUUCCACAAGAACUAAUCGACGAGAUUAUCGACAAUCUACAUGACGAUGGAGCAGCUCUCGCUGCAUGCUCCCUCGUCGCCAACACCUGGCUUCCGUCCAGUCAAAGACACCUCUUUCAAGGCAUAACCGUCCAUCUAAAAGAUGGUGUGAUUCCUCCAAAUCGCCGGAUGCUGGAUUUCCAAAGCUUCCUUCAAAAUUCCCCUCGCUGUCGUGACUAUAUCCGCACUCUAGCUUUGGUGGAAGCACCUGGCUCUUCCGUCAUGCUGGAUCUGCCUUUAUUAUACGCUAUUACGAGUAUGUUGGAUCACCUUCGUUGCCUUAAGUUGAUCAGGGUUAGCUGGCCAUCAAGCGGAGCCUCUCAUAAUCAAUGUUCACAUGUUCGCGAGAUAGUGCUCCAACAUAAUCGUAUCCAGGAUGAAGCCGAUCUGUGGAACUUCUUUGAAUGGUUUCCAGGUGUUACAAAGUUGACGUUGGAAGUAUUUCAACCAAUCGUCGUUACGCCCACACGCAAGCUUCCGGCCCCGUCGAUAUCAUUGGAAACCCUCUGUUUACGCUUCAUCCCUUCACAGUUCCUCCAAGGACUCCUUUCCACCCCAUCUAUUCAUUCUUUGCGUUGUUUGGAUUUCGGCUGGGUCAUGUACCCGUACCACCUGUCUCUUGUAGGCAAUCUCAUUGAUUCCGCGGGGCUGAACUUAACGGACUUGCGCAUUGGACUACAACUGUGGCAUGUGGAGGAUACAGAUGAUGCAGUCUUUGAUGACCCAUAUAUGGCUUGGGCACCACUGGGGAUAGACCGUUGUACAUCUCUGCAAUCGUUCACCCUUCUUCUUGACCGAGAUGAUUUCACUGUCCGACCACAGUUCUUUACUGCCGCGAUCGACCAUAUUCCUUCCUCCAUCCACUCUCUUGCGAUAGGCCUCGACCUCAGUGAUGAAUCAAUGGUCAUUCACAACGUCAUAUUGCCGGAGUGCGAUUGGGCACGCUUGGAUCGGAAGUGUGCUCAAAUGAGGAACCUUCGGAGUGUGCGGUUCUUCCAAGUAGAUUCGCAAGGAUAUGAGACUUGCGAACCGGAUGGCAACGUACGCGAAAUUAUCUCUACAUGUUUGCCGGGACUUCAGCAACGCAAUAUCCUUUGCUUUGACGAAUGAGGUAUGUCAAUGUGCAAGAUGUAGCACGAACCCGAUCCCGAAUGUAUACCGCUUCUACUUAGCUUUAUACACACGUACUUAGUGGGCUUCGCUGUUCACUCGAGCAUUCUCUUCCAGUCGCCGUACGAGAAUGGCAAGUAUAUAAGAUCAUAUAUGUAGUCGAUUUUCUCUUUUGUAACCGUUCCAGGUUGGGUGGGCUCAACAGAGGUGGAACGGAUGAAUC